UCACGUGUGCACGAGUUGUGUGAACACCUAUGCUGUAUUCUCGAAUGUAUCAUUGCGUCAGUUGCUGCUGUGCUGGUAUUUCCGCCAAGACUUUCUUUCACUGUAUGGGGAUGUGCUCGAUCGAGCAUUAAGGAGUGGUAUCCUGAAUUAUACAACCCUAUAAUUAAUCAUGUUAAACCGAUGCGGUGUUCUUAUGAAGUGGUUUUUCCUCUAUAUUCUCUACCGUUUGUGUAUCUGUUGUUUCUUUUAUUUUCUGUUCUGUGCUGCCGCUCGAUACUAUACAUUUUCGUUUUGAAGCGAAACAGAGAUGCGAAAGCAUUUUAUUAUGCUCUCCUGUCUAUCCCUAAGAUUGCAGUCAUACAUGCCCUUUUGGCUGGUGUGCUCUAUCAAUCGUAUCCGUAUAUCGUGAUGUUGUGGAGUUUAUGCGCAAAUGCAGUGCAUUUAGCUGCAGAAGGCAAAAUAUCGAUGAAGGAGAUUACAAAAGUCGUUUGCACCUCGCCGAUGCACAUGGUGAUGCUUACGGUCAACAUGACUCUCCUGGCAUUUUCUCUGCUGGCUAUCUCGGCUCAAAAGUGA
Molecule: messenger RNA, 576 nt
Organism: Ostertagia ostertagi
Lineage: Eukaryota; Metazoa; Nematoda; Chromadorea; Rhabditida; Trichostrongylidae
Source: the annotation of a GenBank genome assembly